Messenger RNA from Aspergillus puulaauensis, 1005 nucleotides. RefSeq names its product carbon-nitrogen hydrolase family protein. The transcript has 4 exons. The record is from RefSeq and is a predicted model, not a curated record. Gene Ontology annotation, molecular function: catalytic activity. Bases 1 to 1005 code for a protein of 334 amino acids. Lineage: Eukaryota; Fungi; Ascomycota; Eurotiomycetes; Eurotiales; Aspergillaceae.
AUGACGACCGUUCGAGUUGCUCUCACCCAGCAUGAACCAUGCUGGUUCGACAUCCAAGGCACUGUUGACAAGACGGUUAAGCUGAUUCAUGAAGCUGCUGCCAACGGUGCACGGCUGAUCUCCUUUCCGGAAUGUUGGGUACCUGGAUAUCCCGUGUGGGUUUGGAAAUACCCUAGCCGGCCUGACCUCUUUGUGAAAUACUUUCGAAAUUCACUGGCCAGGGACUCCCCUGAGAUGCAUCGAAUCUGCGCGGCCGCGAGGGAAAGCAACAUCGUCGUUGUCCUCGCGUACUCUGAGCGGGCUGACGACUCCCUGUAUAUGAGCCAAAGCGUUAUCGAUGCUACCGGCGAAGUCCUGCUCAGUCGGAGGAAGAUCAAGCCCACUCAUAUGGAGCGGACCAUUUUUGGUGAUGCUGCCGGGGGCGAUGACACUCUCUUCAAUGUUGCCGAGACCGCAGUGGGCCGCGUGUCCGCGCUUCUUUGCUGGGAACAUUUACAGCCAUUGUUGAAAUACCACACUUUAUCUCAACGCCCCCAGAUCCACGUUGGAGGAUGGCCCCCUCUUGGCCCUGGAGACACGCCCGGUGCGACGGCUUCGAUCCUCAAAGAUGGAGCAAGGGCUUUGACACGUGUGUUUGGCAUGGAAUCACAGGCUUUCGGUCUUCACAACAGCACCGUUAUCUCCACCGCGGGCGUGGAAGCUAAUGAAGCGCAAGGCGCCAGACUGAUGUCAACGCCCGGAGGCGGCACAUCGAUUGUGUACGGGCCAGAUGGGAAGACCCUGACCGAGGAUUUGCCCGAGACAGAAGAAGGGAUGGUCUACUGUGAUCUGAAUAUGGAUACGUGUGUCGUGGCAAAAUCAUUCAUUGAUUGCAUUGGACAGUAUUCCAGGCCAGACAUUCUGUCUUUAUCUGUGGACCAGAGACCACGCCGGCACGUCCACUACGCCAUUGACAGCAGUGGGUCUCUGGCACCGAGAUCGAGUAAGGGCUCGUCUGGGCAAUGA